Molecule: messenger RNA, 666 nt
Organism: Neurospora crassa OR74A
Lineage: Eukaryota; Fungi; Ascomycota; Sordariomycetes; Sordariales; Sordariaceae
Exons: 4
Coding region: 1-399 (132 amino acids)
Source: RefSeq, a predicted model, not a curated record
AUGCUGUUGGCAAGCGGAAAGAGCCAAGACUUGUCCCAAGGAAACGCCAGCCCAAGCAGGGCUAAGCGGGUGGAGAUAAGAUCGCUGUGCCACACCAGCGGCAGCCGCUCCGGAGGACGGUCCAUGCUGCCAGGAGUCCAGGACCCAUUCAACGCCAGUGACAGGGGCAGUCGGUGUCAUGCGAACGAGCCCUUUGAGAAUCGACAGGAACGACGGCCAUCUCCCGUCUCAUCAACACGGAUUCACUCCAAGCUCCUCGAUCUUGACCCCCGCCUACCCCCGAUGGUGCCGGUGGACGACUAUUGCAAGUGGGCUACCAAUCAGCUUGACCAAGCUUCACAAAGCCCACAAGACAAUGGCAGCUCGAUGACGGAGUCAGUUCACUUGUCAGGCCCAUGACCCAUCCUCAGCGUCUCCGAUGUUGACCCCCUGGUCAGAGAGAUUCAAUGUGCGUCACAGUCAAGGACCCACUGCCAUGGCGCUGUGGUCGGUGGUGGUGGAGCAGCAUGGCAAGGAAACCCCGAGACUUCUCAUUGGCCUUUCAAGCUCUCGCUCUCUGGUACCAAUUGUUUUAUCCACGCAAUAGCUCACCGCGUGCUGUUUGGGAUCAGUCGUUCUGCUCGACGGCUGCUCCGAACAGCUUUGCAAAAUACACAGUCUGAUCCA